Molecule: messenger RNA, 2207 nt
Organism: Scatophagus argus
Lineage: Eukaryota; Metazoa; Chordata; Actinopteri; Scatophagidae
Gene: hibadha
Product: 3-hydroxyisobutyrate dehydrogenase a
Exons: 8
Coding region: 59-1048 (329 amino acids)
Biological process (GO): L-valine catabolic process
Cellular component (GO): mitochondrion
Molecular function (GO): NADP binding; 3-hydroxyisobutyrate dehydrogenase activity; NAD binding
Source: RefSeq, a predicted model, not a curated record
GUUGGGCUUUACUGGCUUGACAGCUGUCACCGUACACUGAGGUCAAGGGGAAAGAAGCAUGGCUGCGCUGUUUAGAGGGUCGCGAAAUUUAUUGCUAAGGUGGAAUAAGCAUGUCGAUUUAGCCUCCGUGUCAUCACGAUCAAUGGCCUCAAAAACACCAGUGGGGUUUAUUGGUCUGGGAAACAUGGGCAGUCCCAUGGCCAAAAACCUAUUAAAGAACGGUUAUCCUGUUAUUGCCACCGAUGUCUUCCCAGAGUCUUGCAAGGAGUUGCAGGACAUGGGUGCCCAGGUAGUAGACUCUCCAGCAGAGGUGGCAGAGAAGGCAGACCGCAUCAUCACAAUGCUACCCUCCAGUCCCAAUGUCAUAGAAGUCUACACAGGGCCCAGUGGCAUCCUCAAGAAGGUGAAGAAGGGAACACUGUUGAUUGACUCUUCCACCAUCGACCCUGCCGUCUCAAAAGAGAUGGCGGUCGCUGCAGAGAAGAUGGGGGCUGUGUUCAUGGAUGCUCCAGUGUCAGGAGGUGUUGGGGCUGCCAGCAUGGCCAAAUUGACCUUCAUGGUAGGUGGAGUGGAGGAGGAAUACAACGCUGCACAGGAGCUGCUCACCUGCAUGGGAGCCAAUGUUGUCUACUGUGGACAGGUUGGCACUGGACAGGCAGCCAAGAUCUGCAACAACAUGCUCCUGGCCAUCGGGAUGAUUGGGACAGCAGAGACCAUGAACCUCGGGAUCAGACUGGGUUUGGACCCCAAGCUGCUGGCAAAGAUCCUCAACAUGUCCUCAGGUCGUUGCUGGUCCAGCGAUACGUAUAACCCAGUCCCCGGUGUCAUGGAGGGAGUCCCUUCAGCCAACAACUACCAGGGAGGCUUUGGAACCACACUAAUGGCCAAGGAUCUUGGUUUGGCUCAGAAUACUGCCACCAACACUAAGACACCCAUCCCUCUGGGUUCCCUCGCCCACCAGAUCUUCCGAGUCAUGUGCUCCCGUGGUUACGCUAACAAGGACUUCUCAUCCGUCUUCCAGUUCCUACGUGAGGAGGAAGGCCAGUGAAUGGAGAGGGAUGUUACAACACACACACACCACAACUGCACACCCCAGUGCCCCUUAUCCCUCUACACUCAGGAAAGACUAAGGCCUUGCCCUCAGGCACAGAUCUGCAACCCAAUUACCAUACUGUAUGUCGACACAUGUCCCCUCAUCGCAUUAGCUGAAUCAUAUUUUCAAUUCACAGCUCUCCCUCCGCAUGAGGGAAGUGCUGCUCAAACUGACUUGAGAUCAGUAUCUAGAGACAAACCAGCUAAGGCCAGAGUGGAAAAUAAAAAGUAUGACGCUACAGGUUUACAUCUAUCAACGCAAAUAAUAUGUGGCUUUCAGGGUGAUUGAUAAGUAAUAUUUGCAUUAUUGUUUAAAGUUGAGCUUAGGAGUAAGUAGUCACACGGUGGUGGAAAUUUCAUUUGAAGAGACAGUGCAAGUGAGUGCAGAGUUUCAAGUAGAAACAAUAAAGACAUUGACAGCACUACAUGUAAAGUAACCAAACCUGACCACACUGUGGCCUCAAAGUUUACUUGUUUUGCUGCAACUGUCCGUUUUUGGCAGGAAGAUAGUAUUCAGUCAUCCUGCCUGUGUUUUUCAGUAUGUUUAUUGUUUACCUUGGGAACACACCAGAGUUACACUAGUUUCAUUUGUUAAGUCAAUCAAAGAACAUUUAGGUCACCAUUCCCCGGAUCGACCAGAUCUGCUCUUCCAUUUAAAUACUGUGAUAUGUAUAAAUAUAGUUAUUUUUGCACUGUGCGCAUCGCAGUGCGAUGUGCCAGGCCAUUUUGAUACGGUUACAGAAUAUCUUUGAACAUACCUCUCUUCUCUGCUGUCUACAUCUGCUUAUCAAGCCACUGGAGUAUUAUUUUGUCACCAGCACUGUUUAAAUUUUUUUGCUGUAAACUAAGAAAUGUCUAGCACUUUCUCCUGGCUGUUGUUAGAUUAAUUAAAGUCUGUUCUCACUUCUCUCUAAGAAAGGAACAAUUCCUCCUUGCUCUGAGCAAAUGUACAUAAUGUAUACUUCAUAUUGAUGUGUAGUAUUGACGAGGAAUCUGAAUGGACUCACUUUUUUUUUUUCAGUAAAAUCCUUUAAUAGUGUCUACAGUUUGUCUUAGCUCUGUGAAACAGAUCCUUAGUCACACUGUAGCCUAAAAAAUAAAAGAUGUUCUGUGUA